Messenger RNA from Oncorhynchus keta (chum salmon), 7138 nucleotides. RefSeq lists its product as uncharacterized. The record is from RefSeq and is a predicted model, not a curated record. The coding region runs from base 170 to 2989 and encodes 939 amino acids. NCBI's taxonomy places the organism in Eukaryota, Metazoa, Chordata, Actinopteri, Salmoniformes, Salmonidae. Gene Ontology annotation, molecular function: calcium ion binding. The transcript has 16 exons.
GCAAGAGUGAGGUAGCUAUAUCAACAUCAUGGAGAAAUAGCACAUUUUGUAGUAUGAGCCAUAUGAAUUGACCUGUAGAUGUCACAUUGUCCUCUCACUCAGUCGGGCGACAGAGAGGGGAUGUUAGCUACAGUUUAAUAGAGAGGUCGGAGAGAUUAGUUCAGGGGACAUGUGGGUCAUUGAGAACGGGCGAGGGCCAGAGCCUUGCUGGGGGACCAGACUGGACGGAGAACAGCAGGACCAGAAUAACCAUCCCACCAGGCUCCUGGCCCGGCCCAGACAUCCAGUCAACACCAUCACCUGGCAACAUGGCUCCUGCACAGCACUCCACCAGGACAGGGCACCUUGUUAUCUGUCCUUUGUCAGUAAGGCCACCUUGUGGGAUCGAGGACUCUACCACUACACAGACCACACUGUCUGUGAUGGACGUCCUUCUCUGUGUCCUCGUUUCCUGGUUCACAUGAAGGCCUGUCCUGCAGACCUCAGAACCCCACAUCUCCUAUCCAGUAACCCCAGGCCACGUCCUCCUCGCCAGGAAUUGACACAACAAAGACACACCCUUGGCGGCCUGAAGACGCAUUCAUGUGCAGACUCCAGGAGCCUGCAGUACUGCAGCACCACCAGAGGGAGGCGCUUAGCUGUUGUUGUUCCCUGUGUACCAGUGCCAGUCUCCCCCUCUCCCAGCAGAGCCUCCCCUGAGCUCUCAGUCUGUCCAAGUCCAACAUCCUCUACUGUCACUGACUCUGGGCAGCAGGGAACUGGAUACAACCCUGCUCCAUCAUCAGCCCUACCUCAUGUCCAUACUCAGAAAGGAGAGAAGGAAAUAGAGGAUGGUGUUAAAGAGAUGGAUGAAGGCACUUCGGCUUCCUCAGGGGCCUUCCGCCUUCCAAGGCCAGACCAGGAGCUCAAUUCUGGUCCUGAGGACAUAGACCCCUCAGUUUCUCCAAUCCCUAGUGUCUGUGAGGGUUCUCUCUCAGACUUUAGCCGCCCACCAUCCAGCCAGUUCAGCCGAAGCACAGACCUGGGUAGUGGCCGGAGCAGUCCUCUGUGUGCGAAUCUGAGUGACCUGGACUCAGAGGGUGGCUCUCCUCUCUCCCAGCAUGGCUCCUCUUCCAUGUCCCUGUCUGCUCUGGCCUCCUGCAUCCCACAGAACACCCCAGCACACCAGCCCCCAAACCCAGCCCCUCACCACCCUCAGCACCAUCCCCUCCCUCACCAGGCCCAACACUGCCCACCUGACUGGACCACCACGGAGCCCCAGCCAGGCCAUGUCCUCCCACCCUACCCAGACCCAUCCCUGGACCCCAACCCAGACCCUACUACCCUAGCUUUCCCCUCAGACACCUGGCAGUCCUGCCCCAGCCCACAGUGCAGGAUAACUACCCGACCAGGGUCAGGGUUAGGGUCAAGUUUGUCCUCAUCUCCUGUGGUGGUGGAGAGGCAGGACUGGACAUCACACCGCUGGUCAGUCCUUCCCCCCAUCUCUCCUGUCAGAGGUGGCAGUGACACAGUGUCCUCCUGGUCCCGCUGUUCUCAGGUCAGCUCUAGCCAGUCCCAUGUGUUUGAUGAACUGGAGGCCAUCGCCCCGCGGACCGGCUCCUGUCUGUCCCUAGACCAGCCACUCAGCCCAGCAGACUGCAGCCCACCUGGUACAGAGAUGUCCCCAGGCCUGGCUGCUCUGACAGUGGGCUGUGACUCAGGGGACCUGGGCUCCCUGUCCCGUGUGCAGCUCCUGCUCCUGGACCGGUCGGACCCUGUGGAGCCCCACUGGCUCGCUGGUCAGGACAUGUACUCCCCAACAGAAGACGGAACAACAGGCCACACAGCGGCGCUCCGAGCCAGAAGACCUUUUAGUCCAACGCUGUAUACUACAGGCGUCCUGCAGCCCCUCACAGCUGGCAGCUGUGGAGACGGCAGUGUGUCUGAGAGGUGUGUCGCCACAGGCAAAGUCCAGGGACGGGGUGAGCACACAAUGCAGUCCCACACCGAGGAUGGUUCCAGGUCACCAUCGUCAUGGAUCAGUGAUUCCAGUCCAUCAGGCACCAUAUCCGGGUCCACCAGUUCCCAAUGCGAGUCCUGUUGUGAUGGGGAGGAGUCCGAGGGAAGUGACCAAACCAGCCAGGCCCUUACCACCUUAAAUGACAGGGGCCCCAGCCCAGACCAGGGGGUUCCAGUGAAGGAGGAACCUGGUUGCCCUGAUCUGGGGGAGCGAGGCUGGGCUUCCACAGGGGUCAGGAGAAGGCCCGGGAGGCUGGAGCGCAGGAUGAGGGAGAAGGAGCGAAAAAGGGAGGAGAGAAAGACAAAGGUGCUAAACAUCUACUCCAGACUCCAGGACAGCGGGCCCCUCCAGCCCAGCCGCAGCAGGGGCCGCUCCAGGUUUGAGGACUUCGACUUCUUGGCAAAGUAUUGCAUUUUCAGCCAGGAGAAGCUGGCAGAGUACAAAAGGGCUUUUGAAGCAGUUGACAGCGAUGCUGAUGGUUACAUUUCCUGCCUGCAAGUGCUGCUGGCACUAAAGAAGAUCAUCCCUCCAGAGCUGCUAACUGAUGAAGAAGAGAUAUAUGUCUACAGGAUCCUGGAGAUGGUGGAUUUCAGGGUGACAGAUGGACUUACAGACCUGAGGCUCUUUGCUGUGAUUGCGAGCCUGGCGCAGAAAAUAGCUACCAUGGAUGUAUUUAUGCGUUCCCUGAUAAGCAAAAUGGACUUCCAUUCUUUGGCAUUAAAGCUAUACAAAGCAAAGCAGCUGUUCAUGUUCCUGCUGGAGGGGCAGUCAGGGGGUGCUGUGGCCCAGCAGGGCUGUAUCAGCGCAGAGCAGCUCCUGGUGGAGCUAAAGGCCGGGGGCAUCCGACCAGAACAAGAGGAAGCCAUCAAACAGGAGCUCCGACACAUCAGCUCCCUGGACCUGCUGGACUUCCUGGCGUACCUGCCACUCUUCGUCCUAAUCCACAACUCAGUCAUCGCCAACCCACUGGAUGACUCCAGCAACCUGUGAUGUCAUCGCCUACACAGGCUUGACCCCUAUCUGUCAUUAGCUACCACACACUGUGGCAACAGGGUUCCAGGGUUCUCUUUCUAAAACGAUAGCCAAUGCACUUAAAGCUGUUUUUGAGAUGUGUUUUUUUCGGGGGGGUGGGGGGCACAUUUCAUUUAACAAGUUCGACAUUCUGAGACAUUUCUUCAAAGGGGCUUUGGAGACACCCUUUGGAAUAUGCAUUGAUAAAUAGCCUACUGAAGGUGGACGUCUAAGCUUGAGAAUGGUGCUGUCUAUGGUACUGAAAUAUGCAGGGAUUUUCAGUUGCGGUUCAUGCAUCGGUAAUGCACUGAAUAGGGACAUAACACGUUUAGACUCCAGUUAGACAAGGGAUACACAAUUGUUGCUCAUGGGGGACCAAAUCCUAAAAUGCAAGAUGCAGGUGCAACUUCAAACUUUUGCACAAAUUAAGCAUUGAUUUAAUGCAUGAUUUAUGCCAAACCUUUGUGUGGGUUUUUAAGAUAGGGGGGGGUGAAUAUAAUGGCUCUCCACCGCUUUAGUAACUGAGUAAUGUGGCAUUAUGAAAAUAAAAUAAAUGAAGCAUGACCUAACCUAAAUCUCCUAUGUGUUUUCAAUCAUCUCCCUCAGCUUUAAGUGAGAGGGUCCGGCAAGAAAUUACAAAUUAGAUAUGGCAGUUCUUUAUUUAAUUUCCCUCAGGCUUGACAGAGUCGGGGAGGAAAGCGUUAACGCACUCUGACAGGCGGUCACGGAAUUGUUCAGACCAUUCAUUGCUGUUUUCGGGUAGCUGUGUCAUAGAAAUUCUAUGAUGCCUAAUAAGGGUACCAAAAGGGAGCUAUACAUAUUGCCUGUCGUUUCUGUGUCUUGUGCCCUUCUUGGUAAGCUCUAUUUUUAUUUCAUCUUUAUUGUAACCCUUUCCUGCAGUCAAAUGAUCAGACCGCCCUCUAGUGCAAUCAUGGGUGGAAUCUUUUUUCAGAAUUAAUCAAAACAAUGUUUUUUUUACAACGAAAACUCUGUGUUUCUAUGUCAAAUGGUUUCGUGUUUCAGUCUUCUGUGAUGUAGAUGAAGUAUAAUGUUUGGAUGCAAACUCAAAAUGUAAUACAUUUUCAGUUGCCUAAUUAUAAUUUAAGGCCAUAACCGUGUGUGAGGUGUAUACUUUUGUUUCAAAGUACAGUAGAUUUGUUUGACUACCAAGAAAGACUGUGACCCUGACGUAGCCCACUGUAGUAAAAGGCUAACAGGGAGUUCCAUUGAGAGCAAGGUCUAUUUACCAAGCGAGCCCAGCAUAUACAUCAUUGACUAAAUACAAUAUAAUACAAAUAGGCCUAUAUAAAAUUACAAACACACUCAAGAAAACAAUCCCAUUCCUCAGCAAAGAGGUCCACAAUCAACAAUUUGACCUCCCCAAAAGACACCACACCACAUCCGUAACACACCACAUUCGUUCCAUACAUGGGGUGCAAACAAACUGAAAGCAGAGACGGGAUUUCCAGAGUAAGCCAUCCCUGAGACCGGGUAUGGAACAGUGACUCGUAUGUCUAAAGGUUAUUAAUGAUGUCCGUGAGGCAGUGAUGUGUACUGAACCUGUCACCAGUAAUAAAAUGAGGUGCUGUGUUAAACUGCAUUUAAAGGUGUUCAUGAAAUGGCUGCUGCAUUCAUAUAGAUGAUGUCGCCAUAGUCUAGGAACUGUAGGAACUGUAGGAACUGUAGGAACUGUAGGAACUGUAGGAACGUCAAUAAAAUGAUCUGCGUGCUACUAUUAAGCGAGAGGCAGGACUUGUUUCUACAGAAGAAGCCCAUUUUAUUCUUACCUUCCUCACUAAAUCAUCUAUAUGUUUUUUAAAAGACAACCCAUCGUCUAUCCAGAUGCCCAGAUAUUUGCAUGCAGGGACACAAUCGAUGUUCACACAAUCUUAAAUACAUGUGCUCUAGAAAACAUAUACUUUAAUACUAGUUUGAGCUCAAUAAAGGUUUUCUGUAAAUCAAUGAAGGCAGAUUGAUGAUCAGAUAGAGCCUUGUCAACAGAGAGGGGUAGCAGGAUACACAGCAGUAUGCCCACAAGUGAAGGUUACACAGUUGUACAGACAAACCAAUAUUGUUUAUAUACUGUAGUUAGUCAAAUGUACAGGACCCAAAAUCUAACACUGCGGGACACCUUUCGUAAUAUCAAGGAAACCUGACUUAACACCAUCAGAAAAUACACAUUGUGUCCUGUCUAUAAAGAACUUGGUCUCAGCAAUAGAUUUAAAAUCAGUAUUUGUCCACCUAGAGAGUUAGAUAAUGGUGGAUUAUACACAAUGCCCAGGCUUUAUGUAGUUCUAGGCUCCACCCAAAUAAAAUGUAGGCCUUGUAGCCAAGCUUUCGAAUAUAUUCUUAUGUGGCUACAUUUUUACCAGAUAAAUCAUUAAUGAAAUAUCAGCUAUGCUGUUUAUCUUGGUGUCAAGGAAUUGUAUAUUGUAUUGUGGUAACAGCAAUAACUGCUGAGCAAUAACCCUUUCAGCUAGAGAUAGUGGUGAACAAUACCUGGCACUCUUAGACGAUAUUCCCUCUGGCAGCUGCACGCAACAAAUGGUUAAACUGUUUUUUUCUUCGCAAGGGCAUUUGUUGAGUGCUAGUCGCGCGCUGCUGUGGGAAAGGCACACGCCGUCAGCCAAUUCAAUGCGCGGUCUCCUCUCCACCACUAGACAACCGCAUUCACUCAUUAAACCAGGCACGCGCCUCGAAGCAAACGCGUCCUACCUGUCAAACUCGAUGCUUCUUGGCCUCAGGGAAUAGAUAGGUACCUGAACUAGACAUAUUGUCAUCUAAAAUAUUUAAUCGGUCUCUGUUUCAUUGAUUAAAUCUUACAAACCAAGGCAAACAAGCCUACCAACUGCCAACUUUUGUAAUGAAUAUAACCAAACAACUACAAAUGAUGUCCUUCCCUUUGAUUAUGCUUAAUGUCAGUUUCAAUAUAUAGCCUACAGUGAAGCAGAAUGUUAUGUGCGCUCUUUGCAAAACUGUUUGAAUGUCUAUUUCUUUACCCUGUAGGCACCUGCAACUUACCACAGGUGAGAUCAUUUACACGUAGGCUAAACGAGAAUAACUUUUCAAGCUUUACGUGUUUUCUUGUCAUUGCAUUUAACUUUAUUUUCAGAGCUUAAACCCUAAAGUUCUAUAUGAUUCAGAAUCGUAAUGUUGAUGGUUUGUCAACGAAAUAAGUCGGUUUCAAUUACAAAUAGGAUUGCUUGUUUUACAGAAUUGCACAAUAUAUUAGAGGUUCCAAAAACAUAGUCAGCUGAUAGAAUUCACUGUUAUUUAUACAGUUUCGUUUACGAAAGUUGUUUUUAGAGUUUAUUGUAAUUGAUUUCACUGAGAGGAUGGCAUAGACGGAUUAACGGAGCCAUUGUCACAACUGUGACUUUUUCAAGUGCUAUUUUUGGGUGCUACAUAUUAGCUACAUAUUUGCCUCUCUCUGAUAUGCACGCGCUUGCGCGCUGCAGCAUUGAGCUGGUGCACAACAGAAUUGACAUGCAGCAUCAACACUCCAAAAUUCAUGACACGUUUCAGCUCGCCUAAAGCCAGGCGAGAUGUAUUAUCACCCCGUUAAGUGCCCUCGGGCUAGAAACAGGGCUCUUGGAUUCUUGAGAAAUCGAAUUGACUAUUGUUGUAUUACUCUAUUUGUAUGUUAAUACCUUAUAUUACAGAAUGUACCGGUUUUUUUACGCAUAUGGAGACACGCGUAAAAUGUGUAAUAUGGCACGAAUUCGUUGGUGGAAGUGUGCAUAAAAUAGCUUAUAUUUAUAUUUGAAAAAUGUAGCAGAAAUAUAUUUCAUCCCCCAUUCUCCUAUAUCCUUUCUCCCAUUCCAUCUCCAGUCAAACACACUGUAACUAAAAGUGAAUGUAAAAUACAAACGUAAAAAGUCUGAGGUACAAAAGGAAAUACUAGAAAAUGUUUUAUUAUGAGACUAGAGUGUAGAAAAUAUGGUUAUAGGCUUUUCUCUUUUCAACCAACAUGAUAUAAGUAAAGGCAGUGUGGACCUGGCAGUAUAGCAAUAGACAAUGAAUCGCCAUUGUGCUCUGUUUGGACAAUAGCUGCAUAACCUUUGAUCAUCGUGAACUCCAUGUACAAUAACAUGUAUUUCCUAUUAAAUAAGACACAUUGGUGCUAAA